Molecule: messenger RNA, 218 nt
Organism: Dicrocoelium dendriticum
Lineage: Eukaryota; Metazoa; Platyhelminthes; Trematoda; Plagiorchiida; Dicrocoeliidae
Source: the annotation of a GenBank genome assembly
AUGCAGGGCAGGGUGCAUUUCGGCGAGCCGUUGGAGCGGGCUUGUCGGACUACAAAAAAACUGGCUAGUCCAGAAAAAGGCCGACAGGACCUCAACCUCCGCUGCUGCCAAACGGUGCGCUUGGGAGUGGUCUCUCCCCCCGCCGCACCCCGCCCCGCGCCAAAGCGACCCUCGUCCCACGAAGAAAACGACCACGGUCCCACGGAGAAGCGACCCUC